This is a messenger RNA of Ornithodoros turicata, 1608 nucleotides long. RefSeq names its product G protein pathway suppressor 2-like. Gene Ontology annotation, molecular function: transcription coregulator activity. The record is from RefSeq and is a predicted model, not a curated record. The transcript has a single exon. Gene Ontology annotation, biological process: regulation of transcription by RNA polymerase II. Lineage: Eukaryota; Metazoa; Arthropoda; Arachnida; Ixodida; Argasidae. Bases 116 to 1039 code for a protein of 307 amino acids. Gene Ontology annotation, cellular component: transcription regulator complex.
ACUGCAAAUAACUUUGUACGGUCAGUGCUCUUCAUCGUCAGAUAGCCGACUGUUGUGGACAUCAGCAAAUAUUUUGGAGGAAAAUCGGGGAAAUAAUUGUCACCCCUAGAACAAAAUGCCUGCGCUUGUGGAACGUCCCAAAAUGAGCCUGGCCAUGUGGGCCGCACUGAAGACUCACAUUAUGCGCCAACGAGAGAAAAAGAAGCAAGAGCAAGAAGCAGAUGCUGCAACAGAACGGGUACGCAGGGAGCAAGAACAAAAGCGAAAACAAGACGCGAUGACGUUGGAAGAAAUUAAGGAUCAGGUGCAGCAGUCUGAAAAGAAGCUUAAGGAUCUCAAGGACGAGAAGCAUCAGCUGUUCCUUCAACUGAAGAAAGUGCUGCACGAGGACGAUACGAGACGUCGUGCACUUGUGAAAGAAGCUAACGAAAUGGCGGCAUUGAACCAUUCGGCAUACUUACAACAAGCCUUACCUCAACCCGUCUACCUGCACGACAGAGCUCAGUCCAUGUACAAACCUACCGUGCUCCACCGAGCUCCAAUGAAGCGGCCCCUAAGCCCCUCACCUCCACCCCAUCACCCGAGCUUUCCUCAACAGUAUGCGUACAAACCGCAGUCGUACGGGCCAAAAUUAAUUCCAGCCUACGCUCCUACCAGCCAUGGCCCCAUAUACUACACUCACGUUCCCGGACAAGCCUCUGUACCCACCAUGGCAACGGGCACACCAGUUCCAUACCCUGGAUACCAGUUUCCCGAGGUUUCCAAGCCUCAGCAUCACAUAGUUCAUGGAUUUCACGUCCCCCAGCAGGGCUACUCGGGAGUUCCACAGCCAUUGGAACAUUCCAUUCAAAAGCCAAGGUUUCAUGAUGAAAAGUUUUAUGUUUCACAAGCAUUAUCAAUUAGACCGAACGUUCACACAUCGCAAGCGGCAAUGGUGUUGGCACAUCACCAACAACAAUCAAAGACUGCUUAUAUGGUUCAGCAACAGUUGGUGCAGCGGCACCCGGGGUACCCUAGCCAAGGUCCACGGUUUUAUUGAACCUAGUGAAGCUCUCACAGUUGAACUAAAUGGCACUCCAGACAAGCUCCACAAUUUUAGCAAAUGGUACCGCAGCCUGUUUUGCUGAGAAGUAAUUGUACAACAAAGUACAAGAGGCAUUUUUCAUUCAGACCUAUUGCUGCUGGGUGACAUGGAAGUCUCUUAUGGUCCUUCAGCUGGGAUAGCCUUUCAACAUUUGCCAAAGAUUAUGGAAAUGCUCCUUUAGUUGUGACCUCCCUUUUGUGCAAACUUCAACUGGCACUGCUGUUUAUCUUCUUUUACUUAAGCAUUUUACUUGCUUUUAAUUCACGAGGACUGUACGUUACAUAAACACAUAUAUACAUAAACACGAGGACUUAACUCGCCUUCACUGGGGAAGGUGGUUACUCUGUCGGAUGGACAAUUUUUCUUUUUUGUAAGUAUGUCUUUUUCAUCUAGCGUACCAUGGCUGAAGGUAAUUGUUUUUCGAAUAACACUGUGAUCCUCUCGGUUGUGCAUUCAGACGGUGCUGCUGUAUAAUCGCACUACAUGUAUAUUUUUGUAUGGAAUAAAUGUUUUAAUGCCUUGGU